AUGUGGAACAUAACAUCUGUACCAGAAAUCCAUUUCAUUCAACUCUCAGAGGAUCCAUACCUACAGCCUGUUCUCUUUGACCUAUCCUUGUCCAUAUACAUCUUGGCCCUGUUUGGAAACCUGCUCAUCAUCCUGACAGUAAGCUCUGUCUCCCAUCUCCAUACACCCAUGUACUUCUUCCUCUCCAACCUGUCCAUAGUUGAUAUUGGUUUCAUCUCCACCACUGUUCCAAGGGUGACUGUGGACAUCCAGACUCACUGCCCAGUCAUCUCCUAUGUGGGCUGCCUGACACAGAUGUCAAUGUAUGUAAUUUUUGCAUGUAUGGAUAACAUGCUUCUGGCUGUGAUGUCAUAUGACAGGUUUGUGGCCAUCUUCCACCUUCUGUAUUACCAGGUCAUUAUGAAUCCUAGUCGCUGCUGUGUACUACUUCUAGUGUGCUUUCUCCUUAGCCUUGUGGAAUUAGUUUUUCACUAUGUGGCUGUAUUAAGUUUUUCAACAAUGAGGUAUGUUGAAAUUUCUAACUUCUGUGGUCCUUCUGAAGUUCUUAAUCUUGCCAAUUUUGAUACUGUCACAAAUAAUAUAGUACGAUUCUGUAUGGGCACUCUUUUUGGGUUACUUCCUAUUUCAGGAAUCAUUUUCUCUUACUUUAAAAUAGUUUCCUCCAUCAUGAGAUCAUCGUCCUCUAGUGGGAAGCACAAAACCUUCUUCAACUGUGGGGCUCAUUUUUCCAUUGUUUGCCUGUUUUAUGGGGCAGCAAUAGGAGUGCACUUCACCUCCUCUCUCUCACAAUCUCCUGUAAGUUAUGCAGUGGCCUCAGUGAUGUACAGUGUGGUCACACCUGUGUUGAAUCCCUUCAUCUGCACCCUGAGGAACAAGGACAUUAAAACAGCCUUAGGAAAGAUUCUUAGCAGAUCAUUCUAA
Molecule: messenger RNA, 921 nt
Organism: Mesocricetus auratus (golden hamster)
Lineage: Eukaryota; Metazoa; Chordata; Mammalia; Rodentia; Cricetidae
Product: olfactory receptor 18-like
Biological process (GO): G protein-coupled receptor signaling pathway
Cellular component (GO): membrane
Molecular function (GO): olfactory receptor activity; G protein-coupled receptor activity
Source: RefSeq, a predicted model, not a curated record